This is a messenger RNA of Cyphellophora attinorum, 2025 nucleotides long. Its product is annotated as Ubiquitin carboxyl-terminal hydrolase 14. The transcript has 2 exons. Gene Ontology annotation, molecular function: zinc ion binding; cysteine-type deubiquitinase activity; protein binding. The coding region runs from base 1 to 2025 and encodes 674 amino acids. Lineage: Eukaryota; Fungi; Ascomycota; Eurotiomycetes; Chaetothyriales; Cyphellophoraceae. The record is from RefSeq and is a predicted model, not a curated record. Gene Ontology annotation, biological process: protein deubiquitination.
AUGUCGUGUUCACAUCUCAACAAUCUCCAACCGCCAGGUCCCAACCAGCCAGUCUAUCGUGAAGACUGCACACAAUGCUUCGAUUCGAUUGACGACCCAGCAGGCCUCAACGUGUGUUUGACCUGUUUCAAUGGCGGUUGUGCUGGCGAUCGAAACCACGCUCGGUUACACUAUGAACAGACAAGUCAUCCAGUCGUCCUCAACAUCAGACGUACACGAAAGCACAUACAACGGGAUGAACCCCCAGCCAAGCUCACCAAACUCGCCAUCGCCGCAGAGACCGAGGAAGACAAGUAUGAUACCGUUGUGCAGGUGCACUGCUACGCAGAUCAGCUACAGGAUCUCGACCGGAGCCAGGGCAACCUUCCAAAUGUCAUCGAUCGUGUGCUCAAAGCCAUGACAUUCGCGAGAUCUGAGGAGGUCAAAGCAUGGGAGCAAGAACCUGAGCUGGCCAAACAUCUGGCACACUGGGGCAUCAACAUUGCCGAGCGGGAGAAGACCGAGAAGAGCUUGAUGGAAAUGCAAGUCGAACAAAAUCUCAAGUGGGAUUUCUCAAUGAUCACAGAAGACGGCAAAGAGCUAGAGCCGCUGUUUGGACAGGGCUACACCGGACUCAAGAACAUCGGUAACAGCUGCUAUCUAGCUAGCAGUGUACAGUGUCUCUUUUCACUACCAGAAUUUGAGGCACGCUACUAUCAGCCGGAUCGACCGCUCCCGUCAAGCAACAAGCCAGCAGAAGACCUCGAAACGCAGCUCCGCAAGCUUGGUGACGGGCUGCUCUCCGGCAGAUAUUCCAAGCCCGAAACAGACGUGCAAGCCGUUCUGGAAACCCCAGAGGUACCACGACAGCGAGGUCUCGCUCCUGCAAUGUUCAAACACCUCAUCGGUCGAGGUCACUCGGAAUUCUCAACCAUGCGCCAACAAGAUGCCUUUGAAUUCUUGCUCCAUCUCUUCUCCAAAAUCUCAGAAUCGUCACCACCGCCCAACGAUCCGGUCGACUCCUUCAGAUUUGCAAUGGAGCAGAGAUUGCAAUGUAAGAGUUGCAACAAGGUUCGCUACCGCGUAGAUGAGCAAGAGAAUAUCUCAGUACCUGUACCAGCUCGGCGGAAACAGGACUACAACCCUGAGCAGUCCGACGGCAGCAAAGGUUCAGAAUUCGAGCCAGUCUCACUGAAGGAAUGUCUCGACCGCUUCACAGCUCCUGUAAUCGUCGAAUUGAAGUGCUCGGGCUGUGGAUCAAAUGAAGGCUUCCUCAAAACCAACAGAUUCCAUACGUUUCCUCAGAACCUUGCCAUCAAUCCUUUACGAUUCGAAGUCGUGAACUGGGUGCCCACAAAGCUCGACAUUCCGGUCGAAGUGUCUGACGACACUUUCGACAUGUCAGCAUACAAGGGCACUGGGUUGCAACCAGGUGAAGAAGAGCUUCCAGAUGAUGACAACGCCGCCCCAGCAUUCCAACCAAAUCAAGCCGCUAUGGCCGACCUCACAGCCAUGGGCAUUCCCGAGAUAAGAUGUAUGAAAGCACUCCACGCAACCGGCAACUCGGAUGCUGAAGCUGCGAUGAAUUGGCUCUUCGACCACCAGGAGGACGCCGAUAUAGAUCUGCCCUUUGCUCCCCAAAAGUCUGCCGCCACAGGUCCAGACCCGGAGAAGCUGGCCAUGAUAGAGUCAAUGGGCAUUAUGAGACCGCAGGCCAUCAAAGCUCUACGCGUCAAUGAUGGAAAUGUGGAGCGUGCCAUUAACUGGGUUUUCGAGAAUCCCACAGACCCUGGUGACGUGGGUGAGGAGGAAAAGCCCGUCAGCAACGGACCAAAGCAAUUCCUGGGCGACCCUGACAAGGCGGAGUUCCAGCUGGAGAGCAUCGUAUGCCACAAGGGCGCGAGCGUCCAUGCGGGACAUUAUGUUGCCUUCAUCCGGAAGGCGGGAGGAACGUGGGUGCUUUUCAAUGACGAGAAAGUCGUCAAGGCAGCCGAUGUGGACGAAAUGAAGAAGUUUGCCUAUGUCUACUUCUUCCGACGACGUUAG